Molecule: messenger RNA, 1808 nt
Organism: Drosophila albomicans
Lineage: Eukaryota; Metazoa; Arthropoda; Insecta; Diptera; Drosophilidae
Exons: 4
Coding region: 408-1163 (251 amino acids)
Source: RefSeq, a predicted model, not a curated record
UAUUUGGUUCGAUUUGCACAAUGCAUCUUGAGGUUCCUCGUAACUUAUGCUACAAUAAUAGUUAAUUAAGUACUGUUGACAUGGGCACAGCAGCAGCGACAGCAGCAGCAGCAAUCAUUUAUGCAAGCAAACUUCUUCAAGGACCCAUCCAGCUUCCUUUUGUAUUGUAAACAAACCAAACAACACGUGCGAAUGCCGUCAAUGCGCAUGCGCUGUUAUUAACAGCGACUUAACAGCGCGCUGUUAACGCGUCCUUAAAAGCCUUGAGCUGUAUGGCAACCGGCUCAGUUCAACGGCAGCAAGCGAAUUGCAAGGAUCGAAAUCUCGAAAACGGAUUAGUUAAACAACGUCUUCGCGUAGCAACAAGUGAGCUCUCAACGUCGUGGAGCUAACUAUCGUGUAUACACAUGGCGAACCGACUGAUGAUACUCUGGUACUUAGUUGUGCUGUUCGUUGCCAUGGCUAAUGCGCGUAAUGAAACCCAUCAGAAUCCACCGCCACCGUUGGCGCACGUCGAACAGUGCGGGAACACUGAGAAGAUGGUCGAUGAAUGCUUUAAGGAUUUGCCAUCUCAUCUAACAGAGUUUUUACAAAAUACAAAAAUUGUCAUAAGCAAACAGGAGAUCAUGGCUAAGUGCAUUGUUUUCAAUAAGGGCAUGAAAUGCUUUGAUGCCUAUGCAGCGCGUUGCCUGCAGAGUCGAAAGCUAAACUUGUUUAAAAACAACGUCGAUGGUGCUCGUAAAUUUUUAAAGAAAUUCUGUUCCGAUGAGAAUUUUCAAAGAGAUUAUUUGCGGCACAAGGAUUGUUUCGCCUACAUUCAACCAGAUUGGGUUAGCUGCACCGCUGACUUUGAGAACAUACUCACGGAUGAUUUGCACGACGAUACCCGCAAUGUUAGCGAUAAAUUCAUGGAGUUUUGUUGUGCACGUUACGCGUACGAGAAUUGCAUCUACAAUAGUGCGCGUUAUAAGUGCUACAAGCAUUCGGCCGAAUUUGCACGCGAAACCGCCAAAAUGCUGUCGGAUGAGAAGCACUUCAGCAAUUGCCGCCACCUGGAGGACAUCUGUGCGCAUUCGACACGCAUCGCCUGGAUAUCGAGCAGUUUUUAUCCCAUGGCUCUAGUACUGAUGUUGCGUUUUCUGCGGCACCUCGCCGGACCGUAGAUUCUCCGCUCUGUGGUUGUGUGCGUGUGUGUCUCUCUGUGUGUGUGUGUGUUUAAGUGUGGUGGUGUAGGUUGUCCAAUUGAAAAUGCAUAGCAUUGAGCGAUUCGCUUGCAAAACAAAAAAACAUAAAACAUGGGCAUGUGAUUCUCUUGGGGUGGGUAAACUGGGUCGGACAGCGGCACUUGUUAGUCUUAACAAAAAAAUCUCCAAUACUAUAUAUAAACACUUAAGUUGAUGUAUGUGAAUGUGUAUAUGUGUACAAUAUUAUUUGUGUGAAACAUUUGUGUAUUUCAAAUAAAUUUCACUUCAGUUAUGCGACACGUCUUUAUCUCCCAUCCGACGACUACUUAAAGAAAAGUUCAAUAACUAUCUGAUGCGCGACCAUCUGUUGUAUACGUAAUAUGCUAAAUUGAUUGAAUGGGCCUUUGUGUCUUCUGUCUACACCGAUAAGGUAAAUCCGUCACGCAAUGAACUCACCCAGCACGUGCUCUGAAACUUUGUUUGCCAGACUAUUUUUCCAGAUAUUUAUCUUUUAAAUGGAUGGUGGCAGAUAUGUUUGCCUUUGCGUUCUUUUGACAGUCCAUUUGGCAAGUCAGUGGAGAAAGUUUUGAGUAGGCAAACAACCUGUGUAACUAUGGCGGCGAC